CUCAUCUUUCCCUUUGGCCCCGUCCGCAAGUAUAGCUUUUUCACAUUUUAAUUAUUUCGCAUCUCUAUCGACGAUCUUUCCCAUCCGCUGCGACUGUUCAGGGAUCGUGGACCUCCGGUGCCUCUACGAAAUCCUCCACCUUCCGCCCUCAUACCAUCAAGCCGCACCGAACCCCAAAAAACCUCGUCCAGUUGGCUUAGUGACCUGAAAAGAGUCACAAGCUGACUGGUUCUGAGCCUGCGCUGCGACUCCCAGACCUUCAUGCCGCGAAACCCUGCGGCGAAAAAGCAUCAGCAUAACAAUCGCCAUGAGAACGGCCUUGUAGGCCCUGGAAAGCGUGUCAGCAAGCAGAAAUCGAAUGGUCAUCUCAAUGGCGCCGCAAAGGGCCCUGUUCCCUCCGAGCCUGUUCCGCAACCAAAUAUCGCCGACCCGUCUAUGACUGGGUCAACCGCCGGUUCAUCCAGUAACUCCACGAUCGACGCGAAUACGGAUCCCGCGUCCUCUCCUUCCAAGCCAGUGGAUCACGAAGGCAGCGAAGGCAAAGACAGGGAACCUCAGAAAGAGUUGAAUGGAUCAGCGAUGUUGCAGCAGAGACGAGGCGAUAUGGCUACGGGCAAGUCAAAGGCGAUGCACGAGGUGAAUGCUUUCCAGAUCGCCUCGACCAUCCUGCGAUCUCGGCCUGCCUGGGACACCGUGUCUCUCCUGAUUGUCCUCCUGGCUUUGCCAUCCAUGGUUCUGACAAUGGUUCAAGCCUUUUUUGCGUCCUUGACAAUCUGGCCUGGGGGUGGCCCGUCCUUUCGGUCCGCCGCAGACAUGUUCUACGGGUCAGCUGGUGCGCCGAGUCCUACCACCAGGAUCGUAGUGGAUGUGAUUUGUUUUGGGCUCUGGAUGUGUCUCUGGCCAUGGGCUCAAAAUUUUGCACUGGAUCUCGCCCAAAUACAGAUUGCCAUGACACUAGGAAAUGGAAGUUCUGGACGAAAUAGCCGAGUUAAUGUCUUCUGCGUUGCGGGCGUUCUUUUAUUGCAUUUGAUUCGGAGUAAGGGCGUCCGCCGGUUUCUUUUCGCCAAUCUGGUCCCUCUGGAACUGAUCUCUCAACUCGGCCUUACGGAGUAUCUGAGGUAUCUGCCCUCCGACACUGAUUUCGGCGAGAGCCCUCGACCGCCGUCACAUAUUCGAAGUUUAUUCGCGAUACACAUUAUCAGCCAGGCUGUGUUGGCAGUGAUCAGGCGUUGGUUGCAUAGCCUUCAGUCACCCGCACCUGCAAAAUCCAAGCGGAUAGACACCGAAGCCUCAGCGGGUUCCGUGUCAGACUUUUCGGCUCCUGACGGCUCUUCUUCCACCGCCAUAUCGUCGUCUGUCGAUUAUCAACUGCCCCCAACACCUGGCUUGCGGGAAGGCAAAGAGAAAGGCGUAAAUGCGAAGAAGAGGCGACGCCAGGCGAACCAUGUCAGAAGCAAACAGCCAUUCUGGGCUGCACUCGCUAGCACCAAAGUCCAGAUUGGAAGGGAGAUCCAACAUAACAAAGCGCUUCCUACAGUCGCAAACAAUCAAGGAACACCAUUUGAGACAGCACAUCAAGAUCUGGUAUGGGUCACGAACGUAGAUCCGUCAUCCAUCUCGUUCGAAUCAAACUUCGUCGGGACAUUGGAACCAGGACAAGAGGUUGGCGAGCACCGACCUUUCUACGUGCGCAUCAACGGAGCGAAAUGGCACUCGGUGUCUCUUGAGCCAGUAGAGGGUUCCUCCCAAUCAGAAGGUUCAAGCGCUUGUUGGGCUGGGACAAUUUCGGGCCUGGCUCCGAACUGCACCUACACCUGCACUUUUAUUGCCACCGAUGGAGAUGAGGAGUAUGCUUCAGUCAUGGUCAAGACGCCGAUGCUGGCGCUUGACAAAGACUUGCCUGGGUCUACGGCUCCUGUACCAGUCCGCCAGUCUACGAGGCCAUCUUCGCCAACUACGACGCUCAAAAACUCGAUUUCCACAGCUGAAGCUAAGCUAAAUGAGGCUCGAAAUCGCCUUACCAAGGUCCGACGUCAGCAUCGAAGCACGCUUGCCAAGGUCGAAAGGGAGGUCGAUAGCUACAAUACGCGCCUCAAAACUGCGAGUGACGACACCAAGCAAAAGCAAAAACUCUUGCAAGCCGAGCGUAGCAUCCGCCAAACCGAAGACGCCAACCUGGAGCUUGACGCUGCGCUGGAAGGUCUAGUUUCUACACCUGACGACGAUAUUGAGGAUCAUAGCGCUUCUCAGAAGGCCUUUGAGGAACAGUCCCGGCUUCUUGCCGACGCAAACGAGGCUUUGGAAAAAGCUAAGAACGCUGCAAUGUCUGAGAAGUCUUGCGCUAAGAACGAAUUCAAUGCUGUCAUUUCUCGUAAAGAGCGUCUUACCAGUCGCAACACCAAGCUGACCGAGCAGUACGACCGGAUUACUCAAGCCAACGCGCAGGGCCUGAACGAGAGAGAAAGAAAGGCUGCAGACUCAACUGCGAAGGAUGCUGAUCAGCAGAGGCGCGAGAAUGAGCUGUUGCAGCAGAUUCAGUACGUGGAGAACGAGGUCAGAAAUGCGAAGAUGAGGUUGGAUGCCAAUCACCGAGAGAUCAGGCUCCUCGAAGAGGAAGAUGCCCGGCAUAUGAUGCUCAACAACAGCGGGCCGUUGACUCCAGAGGGAGAGCUACCUGGCACUCGCCCAGCACCGCAACAUGCUCGACCUUAUGCAUUUGGCAGCUUCCAAGCCUUCCCCAAUAGCCCUGUCAUUCCCGAGGUCCAGGGCUCCCCGUUCCUGGCUUACGCAAAGACUCUCCCCUCGACCGACCAACGCCGACCGAGAUCUGAUACCAACCGAUCCGCGGGCGGAAUCAGUAAUUUCUCUGCCGACUUUGAGGAUGCUGACCCGAUUCCUCCCAUCGAGUAUGAGACAAUUGGGCGAAAGGGCAGCGGUAGCAGCAGGGGUCAGAACAGUGGCAGUCCAGCAGCAGGGAUCAUUGGUGGCUCGUUGCGCAGCCCACAGCGAGGCAGUUAUAGUCCAGGACAUGUCCCAGGCUCUACAACUUGGUGAUAUACUGUUUGAAGGAGCCUGGUCGAUGGUGCUUGUAGAGUCGACAGAAGUCCGAUGGGUUGAAAGUCCAUGGCUUAAUAGCUUACUGAUGGGAUAGCCUCGAAAAGUGUUGCGCU
Exophiala xenobiotica is the source of this 3170-nucleotide messenger RNA. RefSeq lists its product as uncharacterized. The transcript has a single exon. The coding region runs from base 262 to 3054 and encodes 930 amino acids. NCBI's taxonomy places the organism in Eukaryota, Fungi, Ascomycota, Eurotiomycetes, Chaetothyriales, Herpotrichiellaceae. The record is from RefSeq and is a predicted model, not a curated record.